Messenger RNA from Phytophthora sojae, 714 nucleotides. RefSeq lists its product as hypothetical. The coding region runs from base 1 to 714 and encodes 237 amino acids. The record is from RefSeq and is a predicted model, not a curated record. The transcript has a single exon. Lineage: Eukaryota; Oomycota; Peronosporomycetes; Peronosporales; Peronosporaceae.
AUGACCAUUUUUGUGGCGGACGAUAUCCUCGUGGAGACGUGGAAUCAAUUUGCAGAAUUAGACGAAGAAUUGCCUCGAGAUCUUCGUCUUCAGCAGCUCGUCUGGUUUGACAACAGCGUGUGGAUUGUGGAGUAUCCUCUCUCAAUUCCCCACGAAGUAGCGAACUCCUGCAUCUCGCAGAAAUUCAUCCUUCUGGAAGGAGGCAUCACCUUUGGGCACGUAGCUCAAACGGGUCCUGGACCCAACGAGCAACAAGUCACGUACGCACCAGAUUAUUCUUUCGGACCCUUUCCUACGCUGCCAGGGAUCCAAGUACCUGAAGGGGUUCGCCACGGGUGGGUGACGCUGAUUGUCGAAGUCAUGUACAUGCAGCAAUGGCAAACGGUGUACCCGAAGGUGGCCAUGUACCGGCAACUCCCUGGGAUUCAGUAUAUCUUCUGCCUGAAGCUGUCGGCUCGACUGAAUCUCUGUUCGUACGAGCUCUACGAAGUGGGAAACAACGAUUCUACCUUUCCCAACCCCGCGAUUCGUGUCUCGUUCGACAUUAGAACCGUCCAGCCCAACCACCCGUUCGUCGUCCAGUUCGACUCGCGACGCGUUUUGGCACUGCCUGCAGACGGAGAGCUGCCCCCGGGCUGGCAAGACAAAAUUACGCUUGAUGUCGUUGCGUUAGCCCAUCGUGUGCGGGAGGCAGACAGCAGCUUUGUACGUUGA